CUAAACAUGUUUUCCCACUCUCUCUUUCUCACACAAACAUUUUCUCGCCCUCGGUUCUCGUUGGUGUCCCCUAGGCCGCGAGGCACGGUUGUAAAAACUUUUCAAUCUAGAAAGAUAUAUUCGAUGGAGAAGAUUGAACACAAACAAGUCAAGAUAAAUGACAUAAACAUGCACAUAGCGGAGAAGGGGAAAGGCCCGACGAUCUUAUUCCUCCAUGGCUUUCCCGAGUUAUGGUACUCAUGGAGGCACCAAAUCCUCUACUUUGCUGCCCACGGCUAUCACGCCGUGGCCCCAGAUCUUCGUGGAUAUGGAAGCACCACCACGGUUUCAUCUAAAGGUGGUGAUGCAUCGAAAUUCAGCAUCUUUCAUCUGGUGGAGGAUAUUGUGUCGCUCAUUGAUGUUAUUGCUCCGAACGAGGAGAAAAUUUUAGUUGUUGGGCAUAAUUGGGGGACAAUCAUUGCUUGGUAUUUGUGUUUGUUUAGACCCGAUAGAGUGAAAGCGUUUGUGGCUCUCAGCGUUCAUUUUCUUCAUCGGAAUCCGGAUCCAGCCAAGAAAUUUGCCGACGUUUUUCGGGUCAUGUAUGGAGAUGAUCACUACAUUUGGAGAUUUCAGGAACCUGGCGACAUUGAAUCAGAGUUUGCAAAAGUUGGUGUUAAAAAAGUAUUGAAAAAAUUCUUAACAUUCCGCGAUCCAGCCUCAAUCCGUUUCCCCAAGACCGAGAAGUUCAUUAAUUCGUAUGAUGCUCCGGUUGCACUUCCUCCUUGGUUGUCCGACGAUGAUCUCAAUUACUAUGUUGCCAACUUUCAAAAGACGGGAUUCACAGAAGGGAUCAACUAUUAUCGUGCUCUGAAUUUAGACUGGGAGUUGUUGGGGCCGUGGACUGGGGCUCAAGUUAAGGUGCCUGCUAAGUUCAUGGUGGGGGAGCUUGACCUCGUGUAUCAUAUGCCAGGGGCAAAAGAGUACAUUCACGAGGGUGGGUUCAAGAAAGACGUGCCAUUGUUGGACGACGAGAUUGUGGUCAUGGAAGGGGUUGCCCACUACAUCAACCAAGAAAAGCCUGAAGAUGUCAAUAAUCACAUUCAUCACUUCUUUCAAAAGCAUUCUUGAUAUAAUUGUUCUUUUGGAGGUUUGAAUGUUGGAUCUUAAUUAAGAAUUUGGGACCUUAAGUUAUAGUUUGUAUUAUCAUGGAUGGCACUUUAUUCAUG
Molecule: messenger RNA, 1205 nt
Organism: Impatiens glandulifera
Lineage: Eukaryota; Viridiplantae; Streptophyta; Magnoliopsida; Ericales; Balsaminaceae
Product: epoxide hydrolase A-like
Exons: 3
Coding region: 7-1107 (366 amino acids)
Molecular function (GO): hydrolase activity
Source: RefSeq, a predicted model, not a curated record